AUGGAAGGUCACGAUACUGGAUUGUUUCCGUUGUGGUUGGCAUCCUCUCUGCUUCUGGGAUGUGGUGUUAGUCUUUCUUUGGGACAGAAUGAAACAGAACCAGUGGUUUUGGAGGGAAAAUGUUUGGUGGUAUGUGACUCGAACCCCUCCGCAGAAGGAGGGGUAACAUCAUCUUUCGGAAUAUCUGUUCGGGCUGCUGGAGCUAAAGUGGCGUUUUCUGCGGUCAGAGGAACGAACCAUGAACCUUCGGAUAUGAGCAACCAAUCUAUGACCAUCUACUUCGAUCAGGUACUUGUCAACAUUGGUAAUCAUUUCGACCUCAGGUCCAGUGUCUUCUUGGCACCAAGAAGAGGGAUAUACAGUUUUAGUUUCCACGUUGUCAAGGUUUACAAUCGACAGACUAUACAGGUGAAUCUGAUGCACAACGAGCACCCAAUUAUAUCAGCGUUCGCUGGCGACCAGGACGUGACUCGAGAGGCGGCCAGCAACGGAGUUCUCCUUCAUUUGGAGCGCGAAGACAAGCUAUAUCUGAAACUGGAACGAGGCAAUCUGAUGGGUGGCUGGAAAUACUCUACGUUCUCUGGCUUCCUAGUAUUUCCACUCUAAUUUCACAAGCUGUUAUAACAUUUAUGUUGUGCAACUCUCUCUCUUUCUCAGCUCUCCGUGUGAAUUUGGAGAAAGUCCAAGGAUUUUACUUUAUUGACUUUGCUUUGCCAUAAUGAAGACAUCAUCUGAAAACAUCAUCAAAUUAGAAGACUCGUAGUGAA
Messenger RNA from Sardina pilchardus (European sardine), 767 nucleotides. It is a transcript of the gene cbln2a, whose product is annotated as cerebellin 2a precursor. Gene Ontology annotation, biological process: maintenance of synapse structure. The coding region runs from base 1 to 606 and encodes 201 amino acids. Lineage: Eukaryota; Metazoa; Chordata; Actinopteri; Clupeiformes; Clupeidae. The record is from RefSeq and is a predicted model, not a curated record. Gene Ontology annotation, molecular function: protein binding. The transcript is spliced from 3 exons. Gene Ontology annotation, cellular component: synapse.